UGAAAAGGACACAUAGAGAAGUCAUGAACCUGCUAUCAGGGGCCUUUAAAUAUGUUGCAGGAAUAGAUGAAGAAUCGUAUUCUUCUGGAGGACUUAGUGUUGAACGCUUCAUAGACCGAAUCGUAGGUAGCAGCUUGCCUCAAGAUAGACGUGCAGCUUUGAGGGAGUUGAUAGACUUGGUGAAGAAGGAUGUUGCGUCACGUGAAAAAGUUGCAAAACUAGGAGUUAAAGUGUUUGUUGCUAUUUUGCAACAGGACAGACCAUACCAAGAAACCAUUGUCCAAACUUUGGAGCUCCUCAUUUUGUUAGUAACUCAAAUUGAGUCAGAAAAAAUAGCAGAAGAACGUCUUUUAGAUGAAAUUGACGCCCUUGAAGUUUCCCGACAAGUUGCCCACGAGAAUACUCAAAUCUUUGUCAAGUACCCAGGUGCAGUGGUUCAGCUGCUAGACCUUCUUGAAGAAGAAGACUUUUCCAUCCGUUUCAAUAUUAUAGAGUUGUUAACUGCCCUUCUUGCGAACGAUCCUGUCUUAGUGCAGCAGAAGAUUCUUGAAGCCUCACAAGGGGUAACGAAGCUAAUGGAUUUACUCAAAGACCGAAGAGAAGUCAUUCGCAACGAAGCAAUUCUAUUGUUGACGGCUCUUGUUAGAAAUUGUGAAGAGGCUCAAAAGAUUCUUGCUUUUGAGAAUAUUUUUGAACUCAUGUUUGACAUCGUCGAGAGUUCUAUUCAACAAGCAGAAGCUCAAAGAGAAUUACUUGACUUUAGUGAUGGUCAUACAGUGGAAGAAAGUGUCAAAGACAGGAAAAAAUUAGUUACAAAUGUUGAAAUUGAGAUACUAAUUCACGAUUGCCUACUUUUGCUUUUCAGCUUAUUACAGAAAAACGAAAGUAACCAGAAGUAUUUUCGUGAGACUGGAUGUAUUCCUAGGCUGAAUAUGUUAUUGGACUUGAAAGGCACUGAAAUUUCACUAGUUUCAGCACAACGGGGAGAGAACCUGCAACUUGCAUUGGAGCUAUUGCUGAGUUUGGUCGAUGACUCUUUUAAGUCUUCAGAAAUCCAGCAAAAUAAGACUCUUUGUGCAACAAGCGGCAUUUUAAAGGCUGUUAUUCAUAUUGCUCUUGCACCUUUUCCAGAUAGUAUGUGCAUCGUAUGUGUUCGAGCCUUUCAGUCAUGGAAACUUUUGAUGAAGAAUCAUAAAGAAAAUCGUACAUAUGCUUGCAGUAUAUCUGUUUUAGAUCCACAAAGCAGAAUACCUAUAGGCUGUGUUGUUGCUGCAUUCGACAUAUGUUGCACCGAUAGUUCUCCUGCCGUAAGAUUAGCGGCUUUUGAACUUGUAGAGUUGUGUGUCAUGGAAGAUAUACAAGAUUCAAACAACUUUAUCAAGGCUCUCGAGAAGAAAAACGAGAAUUGUGAGUUGGAUACCGACAAUACCUAUAAUCAUCAUAUGCAAGUAUUGUCGCUCAAUCUGUUGGAUACAGUCAUUGGAUGGCCUGAAGAGGCAGAUUCAGCAGCAGUCUUUUACGCAUGUCGAUUAUUAUCCAAUCUUUUGCACAAGUUGGAUUCAGGAAGACUUUAUCUUUUAAGAACAGCGAUAGGACCAGGAAGAGAAGCGUUUCUUGUAAAAUGUAUGAGAAGUUUGAGUAGAGCAGAACGUAAUCAUGCAAAUGCUUCCUUGAAGAUUGGAAUUCUGAUACUCAUGAGUACCUGGCUCUAUUCUUGUUCAGAGGCGGUUCAAUUGUUUUUAAGCUCUGCUAUGCAUUUGCCGUUACUGAUUGAAAUGGCAACAAAAAGCCCGCAACAUGAAGACGAUAUUCAUGUGCAGGGUUUGGCAGCAUUGGUUUUGGCUGUUUGCUUGGGAACAGAAACAGAUUCGAAGAACGUUCUCGUUUCAGUGGUUCGUCAAAGAAUCGGAGUCACCAACUUCGUUGCCAAACUGGAUGAGAUUCGAGCUUCAGACUUGUUUAUCUUAGCUUAUACGUCGAAAAAUUAUCUUAUUCCAGAUUCCUUGUUGAAAAAUAAUUUAGGAGCUCAUUUAGACGAAAAACUUGGUCAUAGGUAUUGGUACGAUCCGAUAUCUGUGCAGCUUUUCAAUCAAGUUUAUUUUUCCUUGCAAAAACAAAUCCUUGAACUUGUUGUUACAUCAGACGAUGAAGAUCGAAAAGAGUACAAUUCUUCUCAGACGGAAAAAUGGAAUGAUUCUUACAGACAAGACCUAUCCAAUUCUAGAACUAGAGAAGAAUUUUCGAAUGCAGAAGCAUACAAGUCUAUUAUUAGAGAGCAGGAUAAGCAAAUUGAAAAACAACAUCAGAGACUUGAGGAACUGGAGAGGAUAGUUGCUGAACUCCAACAAGAACUUGAUUCUCAAUCGAAGAUAGCCAUCGAAUCAACCAGAAAAGAGUUGGAUGAAAGAAAUGCUCGUUUGGAAUCAACAAAUUUACAGCUGAAAGAUGCUUUAGACAGAAUUGCAUAUUUAGAAAAUUUGUUGAAUGAGAAGGAGGCAGAUCUUCAAUCAAUUUCUAGGGCUUGUACAGAUUUGGAGACCGAGAAUGAGAAGUUGAGAGGAGGUUCGAGUGGAGACACUGGUACGACGACUUUGGAAGGAAAUGUUUCUUCUAGUAAACAUUCAGAAAUUCUUCCACAAGAAAUUACUUCAAAUGACAAUGUUGCUAUCAAAGAAGAAGAAGAACCCCCGAAAGUACGAGAUGAAAGAGAUUCAGUCUAUAGUUUAUUUGAGGAGAAUAAUCGUCUACAGAGGAGAGUGGAAGAUCUUUUAGCAGCAAUUGGUGACUGGGAAAGUUACUGUGAAGCAAUGAAAGUAAAGCUCAAAGAGGAACGUGAACAGAAUGAGAGAUUGAAAAUUGUUGCCCGUGACAGUGAAUUGAUCAAGGACGGAUACGAGGGAUCUUUGAAAAAAUUACAGCAGCAGUUGGACCAAUGUAAAAAAGAACUAUCAAAUAGAGAAGAGCAGUUGAGAAUAUUGUCACAAGAAAACCAACAGUUACGAGCUGAUUCCGAGCACAUGAAAUACGAACCAGAUGUAAGUACGCAGGAGUUUUACCGUGCUUCGGAAGAAAGUUGGAGCUUUUCUCCUAAACUUGACCGCGAUCCUAUUCUGACUCAUUCUAGACUUUUGCGUUGGAUAAAAAAUACUUUAAUGGAGCAUAUUAACAGUUUUGUAACAAUGGAAGAACGAAACUGGAAGGACUUGGACAAUUUAUUGCAUCAUUUUUAUCUUCGUUUGGAGCAGCUUUCAAAAACUGUUGUCUUUUUGAAAAACAAGUAUCACUCCAUGAAGUAUAUAGAAAGAACAAACCCUUUGAAGGGCCACAUUCUUGAAGAAGAGCAAGAAGGAGACUUGUCUGAUCUCUUUCAAGGAAAAAAGAACUCAUCAGUUUCCUUUAUUAGUUCUUCAAAGGACGAUUUUCCACUGGUGACCUCCGAGGAAUAUCUCGAGGAUGUUGACAUUCAAAAUGAAUAUCGGGAAGCACUUUCAUACAUUGAGGAACUUCAAGAAAAGAACAGUAAUAUUGCCAAUAUGGUUAGUCUCUAUAUGUUAGAAUGUCAAAGACAGUAUGAUGUGCUGGAGAAUAAUGCGUUUGGUCGUAUACAGUUGCAAGUUGAUUUGUUAGAUGACUUCAUUACAAAGCUCAACAAGUUGAUGCGUAAGUUGAAUAUAUUAGUGAAAUAAAAACCCGUUGUUUUUUAGAUACAGAGUUAUCGACAUUUCUUGACUGUUCUUUGAGAAUCUCUAACAUUCGUGGAAAACAAAAAAGUCCUUCGCUUAGAAUUGCUUG
Molecule: messenger RNA, 3792 nt
Organism: Galdieria sulphuraria
Lineage: Eukaryota; Rhodophyta; Bangiophyceae; Galdieriales; Galdieriaceae
Exons: 11
Coding region: 24-3686 (1220 amino acids)
Biological process (GO): vesicle fusion with Golgi apparatus; intracellular protein transport; endoplasmic reticulum to Golgi vesicle-mediated transport
Cellular component (GO): cytoplasm; endoplasmic reticulum; ER to Golgi transport vesicle membrane
Source: RefSeq, a predicted model, not a curated record